Messenger RNA from Aspergillus caelatus, 266 nucleotides. RefSeq lists its product as uncharacterized. The coding region runs from base 56 to 244 and encodes 62 amino acids. The record is from RefSeq and is a predicted model, not a curated record. The transcript has a single exon. NCBI's taxonomy places the organism in Eukaryota, Fungi, Ascomycota, Eurotiomycetes, Eurotiales, Aspergillaceae.
AGAGCUGGUGUUACAUACUGCACUGGGUAUUCCAUGCUACCUAGGUAUCUCAAGAAUGGACUAUCCUGGUUAUUCUCAAAGCCAACAGUGCGGAGCCGAAAGCUCUAAUGAGUCGGGCGGUAUGUCGAGAUCUUUUCCAUAUUAUGUUCAGUGCUUCCUAUUUCUGUUAUUCAAACCCGCAGUAUUAGUGUCAUGUACUCGAGUCAAAAGAAGUGUCAAAUACCACUGUCCAAGUUACUACUAGUAUGGAUGUGCGAAGAAAAAAA